AUGGUUCGCAUGAAACAGCGGCGUGACCGAGGUCCUGCCGAAAGGGCUUACGACCGUGACAUUUUCGGUUGGAAUAUAUUCGUGUCAGAGCCGGAUCUACCACGCCUGAGGCAUAGAACAGGCAGCUGGUGGUACACUCCGGAUCGAAACUCCGUGAAGCAUCCGCACGAGUACAUUACGGUCGACGAGUUAACCAGCCAUCGGAAGCGUCACUUUUCACAAGCCAACGCUAAACAUCUGACGAGCAGCUUUUCGCUGUACAACAAAUCGGAACCCUCGCUGCCAUCGGCCGUCGUUCGCCGGACGGAGUACACCGAACGGUUCCAGCGCCAAAGCAUAGCCCACGAACGAACCCAGCCAUUGCGACGAAGCAGCUCACUGCACAUUGAACCAGGCACCAUGAAGGGACUGUCGGAAAACCAUGCCAAGUUCGUGUGCUACUCGCAGGACGCGAUCGUCAAAUCACGGCCACCAGCGGUGCGACCAGAGGAGAGCUUUAAGCUGCCGGAGGGCGGUCGCAAGGGCAAUGGGCUCGCAGACGCGUCUUCCGAGUACAAGUCAUCCUUCCUGCCGUACGAUUUUUUACCGAAAAGCAUGGAAGCACGCCACCGGAACCUGCACCGCAGCGAGAAGGACAAACGGGACGAUCUGAGUGCGUCCGACUCGAAGCUACACAACAAGGAGCAGCUGGCCCGUAGUAACCUAAGACUGACUGGCGAGGCGACGUUCGAACCGGAGUACAAGAGCCAGUUCGGUCAGCCACUGACCGCAGACAAAUCCCGCUCGACACCGCAACUGAACAACAUUACCUUCACCGGUAACUUCCAGGACGCUCCGUCCGAGUACAAGGAGUGCUACAAGUACUACGACCACUUCACCAAGAGCGCCCCGAUCCGGAAGUUCGACAACCUGAGCCUGCACGGAACGAUCGAGUUUCGGCCCGAGUACAAAGAGAGCUACCGGGAACUACCGACGGGUGGCGCCAGUGACCAGUGGCGAUCGCAGUGUGUCGUGCGGAAGGACAAUCUAUCGCUGAACGGAGAAUUCCUCGGGAGGGAGCCGGAAUAUAGUUUCAGCUUUCGCCAUCCCCACAUGAAGUGCAAACCGGAGAAGGCCAAACCGAAGGAUAAUUUUCUUGCCAUGCAGGGUGAUAUGGACUACACACCGAUGUAUCGCUGCUCCUACGUCGACUAUCCCCGCAGGCGGCCACUGUUGAAGAAGCCAGUCUGUAGCAUCAAUCUGGAGGACGUCUACGAAAAGCCGCCUCAACGGCGCACCGGCCGCAGAACACCGUCCCCGAUCAAGUACAAUGUGCAUGCCGCCAACGCACCCGAUGGCAAGGAGGGCUUUGAUAAGUUCGUCUCCCAUCCAGAGUAUCGUAAGGCACAGCGCGAGCUGAUGAUAAAGAAGCGUACACCGCCGAAGGAGCGGGGCAGCUUGCUGGCGCAGAAAAUUCUGCAAGACAGCCAGCUUAGCACCUCUGGCGGUCACCUGCAACCACCACUGCCUACCGUGCAGGUUGAGAAGGUGGGCAGUAGCAACAAUGCGACGACCACGAGCACCGCGGAACCAACGUCGUCCGGCGAUGGAUCGAAAGGGCCCGUAACAGCGGCCAGAAUGCCAGUAGGCACCACAGGCAGCCCGGUGCAUUUGCCGGUGCGAAUUGCAAAGCACGGUCGCCGCGCCAAGUCGCCCAUCAUUGCCAUCCAGCGUGAAAACGAACCCAUCGUUUUCUAUAAGGAUCUCCACCGAAAGGCAGAACAGAAGCGCAACCGAACCAAGGUGAUAGAGGGGAAUCCGGUCUACCGGAAGGCGUAUCAACAGCAACCGGCUCGACCCACCCGAAAGCAGCAACCGGGGACAAACGUAGGCAAAGCAAGCACCGGAACGCAAUCGUUUGUCGUACUGAAUGCUCCGACCAAGCAUCGUACCAGUCGGUGGGCAGAGCCGGCCACAAUAUACGAUUCCCAUUUCUACUAA
Anopheles cruzii is the source of this 1980-nucleotide messenger RNA. RefSeq lists its product as uncharacterized. Lineage: Eukaryota; Metazoa; Arthropoda; Insecta; Diptera; Culicidae. The transcript has 6 exons. The coding region runs from base 1 to 1980 and encodes 659 amino acids. The record is from RefSeq and is a predicted model, not a curated record.